Molecule: messenger RNA, 2455 nt
Organism: Onthophagus taurus
Lineage: Eukaryota; Metazoa; Arthropoda; Insecta; Coleoptera; Scarabaeidae
Gene: Ccn
Product: cellular communication network factor protein Ccn
Biological process (GO): positive regulation of cell differentiation; signal transduction; cell adhesion
Cellular component (GO): extracellular matrix; extracellular region
Molecular function (GO): integrin binding; heparin binding
Source: RefSeq, a predicted model, not a curated record
AGAUUGGAACGCGGUCGUCGCGACGCUAUUCAUCGAACUCCAGCCAUACACGUACACGCGCUAGUGAAAAUUUUUAAGUGUUCUUUUUUAAUAUAACUGGUUAUCCAAUUUUUCAAUUUCGGUGUACACCCAACAAUAGAAAGAGGGUUCGCCAUGCUGUGGAUCCUCAUAUUCGCGACAAGUUUACUGGAGGCCACCGGAUCUAGCGCCAUCGGCAAAGUGAGACGCCGCGAACUAGACAAUCAAAUAUACUACGAGAGCUCGGAAAGAUGUGCGUUUCCAUGCACAUGUCCAUCACCACAAGAAAUUUGCGAUGAAUGUCUAGAAUGUCCAAGACAACUUGGGGAACCAUGCAGCGAAGAUAGACCAUGUGAUAUGCAAAAAGGUCUUACAUGUAAAUAUUUACAUGGUGAUACAGAGGGAACUUGUAGAGAGUCCGGCGGCGUGCCAUGCAUCGUCUACAACAGGACGUACGAGCACGGGGAAACGUUCUCCCUGGACUGCAGGACACAAUGUGCAUGUCAGAACGGGACAUACGGAUGUUCCUCGUUGUGCCCACAGGAACACAUAUCACCGAAGGGGUCGUGUCGACAUCCCAGGUUAGUGGACGUACCGGGCCAAUGUUGUAGAGAAUGGAUGUGUGAUGGUCAAGCAGAACAGCCACCAUCGUGUCAACCGGCGUUUUCGAAAUGGUCGCCGUGUAACAAUGAUUGCGGCGGAGGUUUAUCCGUACGUCGCUCUAAUGUUAACGCAAAAUGCGAACCGGAAACUGUAACCCGAAUCUGUCAAAUUAGGAGGUGUGACGACGAACUUUCACCCAUCAUUUACCGCAACACGCAACACCACUUAAGGAGAGGACAUGAAUGCAAAGCCACACAUCGUCUUAGUUCAGCUGUAAAUUUCCGUUUUGGACCCUGCAAAAGCCGAAAGAGAUUUAGACCGAAAUUUUGCGGGCUAUGUCCUGUACCUGGAAUAAUUUGCGAACCCAUUCUAAGUACGACGGUAAAGGUGGAAUUCCUUUGUGAAGGUACCCAAAAAUCUGAGAACGUGAACGAGCUGCUUCCGGAAUAUCUUGAACCGGGUGAAGAUGUUUGGCUUGAUGAAACACCGCAGAAAUGGUGGGAUUCGGAUUACAGGCUUCUUACCGUUUCUGUACAAUGGGUCCUUAAGUGUCGGUGCGGACCAAUUCCCGCGGAUCCUACUUCAAGCAGUGGUGAAGUAAUUUUGCACCGUGUCCAUAGAACUGCCGCACCCUGAGAAGAAAAUCGACUAAGAACGUAUUUAUACUUGGUCCUCAUAUCAAAAAUAAGAAAAUAAAACAAAAUGUGAAAGAGGUAGAAUGAAACCAAUCAAUCAUUUUUGAAUAAGUGAAAUCUCUUAACGAUUUAUUUCUUUUCGGUGUGAUAUUUUACACGAGAAAAGAAUUCGUUUGUUUUCGAAAAAAUUAAAUAAAUAUUUUUCGUGUAACAUAUCAUUAAGAUUAGAAAAUCCUUUCCAGAGACGUAAUUACCAAAGACAAAAACCCUAACGAUAACAAUUAUUUAUUACGAAUUCUUGUAGUCUCUGGUAAGGUGCGUUUUAAGAAUCUCACUAUAUACAAUAUUUAAAAAUAUUAUCUUGUGCCUUUUGAUACUCGAUCAAGAUACGUGAAGAGAGAUGGACAUUGUUUGUGACAUGCAUGUUGGUACGUAUUAAAAAAUGGAAGAAAAAAAAUAAUGUGUAAAUAUAUUUCAUAGGCGUACAACUUGUUAAAUAAUAACAAUAAACGGAUACCUAGUCUUAUAAAUUUAGAAUGCGCGGGAGACGUCGAUGUAUACAAAAGAAGAUGAAAUAAAAAAUAAUAGAUUAUACGUGUUCUCUCUUUAUACACAUUUCGUACGGAAUUUGCAUGCAAUGUAUAUUCUCCCGAUCGAUAAUCUAAACUGACUAUGGUUUGUUUGCAGAUGACGGAAAGUUUGCAUUAUAUUAGUAUAAUGGGCAAACAACUAACAGUAUCCUAAAGUCAACCUUCAUAUUUUUUAAAAUCUUUUUAAUCCUUUAACGCACAAUAUUUUAUUCAAAUUAGUUCAAAAUUUAAAACAGCUCUGGUUUAGAAUAAACAAACAACCAAUUUCAAAGAGAAUAAUAUAACAUUUCAUACAUUAAACUGCGUUAAAGGAUUAAUUCCUGUACAAAGCUAAUAACUUAGAGCUUAUUGUGACAAUAGAAAUUAUGUAAAAUAAGACAGUUUGGAAAUAGUAUCCGAAAAAUAAUAAUAUACGAAUAAGAAUAUAUUGCAUGCGAAUUCUGAUGUAUUUAUUCACGUGAAAGUUGGCUCAGAUCACACCAACUCUGUUCUGGACAUCGGGAAAGUCGUGAUUGUAAUACCCUGUUAGUAAUAUUUUGUUACCUGUUUCAUAUAAUACAUGUACAUUUUUGCUAUAAGUACCAAAUAAAAUGUAAUUCACUAGGGUUA